Messenger RNA from Akanthomyces muscarius, 351 nucleotides. RefSeq lists its product as uncharacterized. The record is from RefSeq and is a predicted model, not a curated record. Bases 1 to 351 code for a protein of 116 amino acids. Lineage: Eukaryota; Fungi; Ascomycota; Sordariomycetes; Hypocreales; Cordycipitaceae. The transcript has 3 exons.
AUGAAGUCCCAAACUUUUCUCCAGGUAGCUUUCACACUGGCUAGUGUCGGUCAAGCUCGACCUACUCAAUCGAGCCCCGGCACUAUCGAAGGCUGGAACGACACCCACGACCGUGCCGGUAACAAGCGCUCCGGCGGCUCCGUCGAGGGCUGGAAUGAUACCCAUGACCGUGCUGGUGACAAGCGCUCUGACAAUGGUAUCGAGGGCUGGAACGAUACCCACGACCGUGCCGGUAACAAGCGCUCCGGCGGCUCCAUCGAGGGCUGGAACGACACCCACGACCGUGCUGGGCAGUUCACCUCUGACUGCGGCAUGGAAACAAUGACGACUAUCCCGGGAGAGCGCCAGUAA